Triticum turgidum subsp. durum (durum wheat) is the source of this 1368-nucleotide messenger RNA. The record is from the annotation of a GenBank genome assembly. Lineage: Eukaryota; Viridiplantae; Streptophyta; Magnoliopsida; Poales; Poaceae.
AUGCCUCCAGGAGGAGGAGGAGGAGGAGGAACGGGCGAACAAAGAUUCGGGAAGGACCACCCACCGGCGACUGGCCACGAGUGCCGCGACGAGGAGGCCCCAUCCCGUUCGCCGCCGACGCCGUUGCUGCCUUACCUCGCCGUCACUCCCGUCGCCUCUCAGAACAAGAAGAUGAGGCGGGAGGAUGAGCAGCAGGGGGAGGAGGAGGAGACCCCGGCGAGCUUCUUCCCGGAGGACGUUCUCGUGGAGAUCCUGUCGCGGGUGCCCUACGUCUCGCUCUUCCACUUCAAGUGCGUGUCCAAACAAUGGCUAGCCCUCUGCUCUGCCCCCGACGUCCGCAAGAGGUCGCCGCAGACCUUGUCUGGUUUCUUCUACUUCAAUUUCGGCUGGCGUUUCCACAAUUUGUCCGGGAAAAGUCCCCCCAUCGUCAACCCCAAUCUCCGUUUCCUCCGCGGCAGCUAUAAAUUUUUCAGCAUCCAACAGUGCAGCACCAGCCUUCUCCUUUGCAAAUGCUGGAGAUCCCGCCGUCCUAGGCAAUACAGUUGGAAUUCUGUCCCAAAUCCAGGACCCGGGCAAUGUUUCAAAUGGCCUGAGGCUAAGGAGUUUGAUUAUGUUGUCUGUAAUCCUGCUACUCAUGAGUGGACGGUGUUGCCUCCUAUAGAAUUGCCUGACGACCUUUCGUGUUUCAGCCUAGGCAAAUACUUCUUGAGCUUUGACCCGGCCACCCCGUCCCGCUUUGUGGUGUUUGUGCCCCUGGACACAUAUUAUGAAUAUGGCCUGUCCGUGGCCAUGAUCUACUCAUCGGAAACUGGAGGGUGGACUUCCAUGCAGAGUCAGCACAAUGAUAGCAGUGCAUAUUGGGUUAGUGAUUCAGAAAGCACCUUCCUAAAUGGCAUUAUGUAUUUCCCUACUCGAUCUUCGUCAAUAGUCACAGUGGACAUGAAAAGGAAUGCUUGGGGGGAAAUUGAAAUGCCACCUGGCAUGCCAAACAGCUAUGGUUGUGCUUCCAUUGGGCAGUCACAGGGACGUCUGCAUGUUUGGCAAGAGGAUCAAGAUGGUUGCCAACUCUCUAUUUGGGUUCUUGAGAAUUAUGAUAGUGGACAGUGGACCCUAAAGUGUACCAUUAACUGUUUUGAACUGUUUGGAAGGGAUUAUUGCAAAAACGUUGAGUACUACUCGAUGUUUGCAAUUCAUGCAGAAUGUGAUUUGAUUUUCCUUACUGAUGGAAAUGCCAAGAUAUUAUCAUAUAACAUGGAUAAUCAGAAAGUCUAUGUUAUCUGCGCUUCUGAAGAUUUCUUCAAAGGUCUGCCACGCCGCCUACUGCCUUACGUACCCUGUUUUGCAGAAUGGACAUCAAAUGGUCAGUGA